AUGUCUUUCCUUGAUGAGUUUCAAGCAAAUUUGGAAGCAUUGCCGAGUAUUUUGCAAAGAAAGUACUCAUUAUUGAGGGAUUUAGACAAAAGUCUACAAGAAAUCCAACGUCAAAAUGAUCAACGGUGUGAACAAGAAAUAGAUGAUAUGAAGCGGGGUAUUAAGACUGGUAACAUUACCCCGAAUUCUUCACUUCUCAAAUUCUCAGAUGAAGCUCUGGAGGAGCAAAAACAUGUCAUCGGGAUAGCAGAUGAGAAAGUUGCAUUGGCUGCUCAGGCUUAUGAUUUGGUUGAUACUCACAUCCAGCAUCUUUAUCAAUAUGUGAAGAAAAUUGAUGAAGAUCCUAGGUGUGAAAGAGACAAUGUUGCUGCAACCACAUCUCCUGUUUUAGCACUUGAGUAUAAUGCGAAAGCUGGAAGGUCCGGUGACAGCAGUGGCAGAGGACGUAAAAAGACACGCCUUGCAAAAGUAACAGCUGCUGCUGCAGAAGCCUCAACAAAUCCAACCAGUAUGGAGUUAGAUCUACCCGUCGAUCCGAAUGAACCAACCUAUUUUUUCUGCAAUCAUGUGAGCUAUGGAGAAAUGGUUGCAUGUGAUAAUCCCGAUUGCAAGAUAGAGUGGUUCCACUAUGCUUGUUUUACCCUCUCGACAGGAAAGGAAGAGUCUAGUUCAAUGACCGUUUAUCAUUUGUGCAAUGUGGUAACUAGGCAAUGGGUUGCUCUCCCUCCGAUUCCCAUGGAUUCAGAGGCUGCAUCCGUUGGCUUUUUAUGUGAUCCCGUGCCUUGUUAUGUGUGCAAUCAGGGGCAAUUUCAGUUAAAGCAUGCAACGUUUUGUUUGAGCUGCGGAAACGAGUGUGGUGCUAUCCUUUACAUGUCCCCGGAAGAUGAUAUUUCCAUUGGAGACGUUGCUCUCGGUUUUUAA
Messenger RNA from Fraxinus pennsylvanica, 921 nucleotides. NCBI's taxonomy places the organism in Eukaryota, Viridiplantae, Streptophyta, Magnoliopsida, Lamiales, Oleaceae. The record is from the annotation of a GenBank genome assembly.